Messenger RNA from Phytophthora nicotianae INRA-310, 126 nucleotides. RefSeq lists its product as hypothetical. The transcript has a single exon. The record is from RefSeq and is a predicted model, not a curated record. Bases 1 to 126 code for a protein of 41 amino acids. Lineage: Eukaryota; Oomycota; Peronosporomycetes; Peronosporales; Peronosporaceae.
AUGAGCUCGAUACGCACAAGGGCGGACAAUGAGCGAGCCGAACCGCAAGUGCCGAUGAAGCAUAACAUGAUCGAGUUUCGACAAAUGGAGGCUGCUGCUAGUGUUAAAGAUAUCGAGUGCGCAUAA